GAAAUGGUUGUCAUACAGAUAUAAACAAAUGAUUAUGUAUCUUCUAAAUGGAUGAAAAUAAUAUCAUCAUGGGCCUAACUGAACAUAUUUUAUUCCAUAACAUAUAUUUGAAAAUGCAACAUACAUGCCAGCUCUCAAUUUCAUUUCAUAGCUGUCAUUUUGCAAAGUAUCAUGGGGGAACGAACCUUCUUCUGGUCAUGGAUAUAAUAGAUAGAGGAAACGAAAUGAAAUCAGGAAGUUACAAAAUAAUGUUAAUGAAGAAGAUUAAUUAAUUAUCAACAAACUUUCACAGACAAUGUGGAAUGAUUUUGGGGACAAUUUGACUGAAGAAACAAGAACAGUUGCUAAUUCAUCAAAGGUGUCAGUGAAAUAUCACAUGCUUUGGUUAUAGUUAUGAAUGAAUGUUCUCUUAGUAUUUGUAAAUUUAUAUAUGUAAAAAUAAAAAACUUUUAAAAUUAUAUACUAGCGAGUACAAUGUACAUUAUUUUAUGUCAAACUGUAAGUAGUAUGUAUCAUAUAUUUGUUUUCUGGAGGCUGGGAUAGGCAAAUAGAAAUUGUUAUUAUUGUUUUGUAGUGAUUGUAAUAUACUCGUGUUAUGCGUUAUGGGCGUUAUGGCUCAACCCAGAAAUACAAUUUUUAUUUUUGAACGUUUAUAUUACUUUUAGUUUAUAUUAGAAGGUUAUUUAAUUCAAGUGCUAAAACAGAAAGAUGGUGUUUAGAGAAGGAUCUUAUGUGAGAGCAGGAAGAUGGUCGAUAACGGGAAUGAAAACGAUAUUGAUAUAGGGCAAGCAGAUGAGGAAGAAAUAGUCAAGGAAAUCGAGGACAUGGAAGUCGAGAAGGGGCAAAAAACAACGAUUGAAGAUGAGAGCAGGCAAAAAGAAACGUUCAAAGGCGAGUGUCAUAAUUGUGGACUUAGAGGUCACAAGGCUUGGCAAUGCAAGAGUGAAGGCAAGAGAAGUACAAAAUUCAGAGGAAAAUGUCAUAAUUGUGGCCUAACUGGCCAUAAAGCAAGGGAAUGUAAACAACCCAAAAAACGAGUUCAAAGCAAGAGAAAAUGUUUCAAUUGUGGCAGACUGGGCCAUAUUGCACAUCAGUGCAAAUACCAAAAAAUGAAGCCGGCCCUUAAAUACAUUUUAAAAAAUUGUACAAAUUGUACAAUGAACAUUACUGGAGCCACUUUGCCCAACAAAGAUUAAUCUGGGUAUCAUCCGGCUAUUUAUAAUUGUUCUUCAUUGAAUUUAAUAUUCUUUGUGAAAUUUUUUAAUUGUA
This is a messenger RNA of Dendronephthya gigantea, 1269 nucleotides long. Its product is annotated as cellular nucleic acid-binding protein homolog. Gene Ontology annotation, molecular function: nucleic acid binding; zinc ion binding. The transcript is spliced from 10 exons. The record is from RefSeq and is a predicted model, not a curated record. Lineage: Eukaryota; Metazoa; Cnidaria; Anthozoa; Malacalcyonacea; Nephtheidae. The coding region runs from base 747 to 1196 and encodes 149 amino acids.